Messenger RNA from Clunio marinus, 189 nucleotides. The record is from the annotation of a GenBank genome assembly. NCBI's taxonomy places the organism in Eukaryota, Metazoa, Arthropoda, Insecta, Diptera, Chironomidae.
AUGACAGCAAUAAAGACAGCGAAGGGAAAAAAAGCUGGAAACUUCAAAGACCUGCGAUGCCGAAAAAGCAUUUUCCAUGUCGCUUUAUUGAUGGCAAUUUUUUAUUUCGCUUCACCAAUCUUUUUAUGUGAGAGGUUGAAGGGACACAACACCGCCUACCAGAACCCGAAGACUCUGAUGGACAUUUGA